CGCAGGCGCAGCCGCGUUUUUCCCUUGGAGCUCUGGGGCGCGGGCUAUUUGUAGAUUAUGGCGGGCUCUUGGUCAUUGGGUCGUCACAGAGGGUGUAUCUCCACUUGCUGCGCGGGUGACCUCAAGGAUAAGAGGAACGACUCGUCGCCGUUGGGCAGGAGGCUCUCGGAGGACUCGGGCCGCCACCGGCUGCUGGAGAAGUGGGCGAGCAUGUGGAACUCCGUGAGCACAGACGCGACCGAGGCCAGCACCGACAGGUUUCCCGAGGAGGCGGCCCCGGCGGAGCCCCCGCUGGUGUUCCUGUGCUCCGGCUGCCGGCGUCCGCUGGGCGACUCGCUGAGCUGGGUCACCAGCCAGGAGGACACCAACUGCAUCCUGCUGCGCUGUGUUUCCUGUAAUGUUUCUGUGGAUAAAGAGCAGAAGCUUUCCAAACGUAAAGAUGAAAAUGGUUGCAUUCUCGAGACCCUGUACUGUGCGGGUUGCUCCCUCCAUCUUGGCUAUGUGUUCAGGUGCACUCCCAAGAAUCUGGAUUAUAAGAGAGACUUGUUUUGCCUCAGUGUUGAAGCCAUUGAAAGUUAUACUUUAGGGUCCUCUGAAAAACAAAUUAUGCCAGAAGAUAAAGAGCUUUUUAAUCUUGAAAGCCGAGUUGAAAUAGAAAAGUCUCUAAAACAGAUGGAAGAUGUCUUGAAAGCAUUGCAAACGAAGCUGUGGGAGGUUGAAUCAAAAUUGUCCUUUAUGAGCUGCAAAAGCUGAACUCUGUUCCAUGUUGUGUCUCUUGUUCUUUCCCAUCCAUUAUAUCUUAAAUGAGAAGAAUUGUAGAAUCAUUUCUGCAGCUGUA
Messenger RNA from Ictidomys tridecemlineatus (thirteen-lined ground squirrel), 838 nucleotides. It is a transcript of the gene Mis18a, whose product is annotated as MIS18 kinetochore protein A. Gene Ontology annotation, biological process: CENP-A containing chromatin assembly; chromosome segregation. The record is from RefSeq and is a predicted model, not a curated record. Gene Ontology annotation, cellular component: nucleus; chromatin; chromosome, centromeric region. Lineage: Eukaryota; Metazoa; Chordata; Mammalia; Rodentia; Sciuridae.